Trichoderma gamsii is the source of this 1212-nucleotide messenger RNA. RefSeq lists its product as hypothetical. The transcript has a single exon. Lineage: Eukaryota; Fungi; Ascomycota; Sordariomycetes; Hypocreales; Hypocreaceae. The record is from RefSeq and is a predicted model, not a curated record. The coding region runs from base 1 to 1212 and encodes 403 amino acids.
AUGGUGUUGUGGCAUCCAAAGCGCCUGAAUACCCAAUACAACUCUCUCCCUGCGUCACUACGCUCUUUUUUGAACGAGGUUACCGAAGAGAUUCCCCGAGCACCGCUGGAGACUAGAGUUCUUAACAGCAUCGAGCUGGAGCUGAGCAGGAGGCUCUCGCUUCGUAACCAGCACUUCGCGACAUUUUUUAAGAUUAAGCGUCGGGAAAGAAAUGACGCCGACCUUCCUUACAGGAAGAUUGGUGCGGGCUCUUGCGGCACUAUCCUUGCACAAGAGGGACAGCCUUUUGUGGUCAAAGUAGCCAAGACUGACGGCAACGCAUUGUGGAACGACUAUGUGAUGCACGCUUCCAUUGCAGACCAAUUCCGCAUUUGGAGCGUGAUUGAAGUCAAGAUUCCGGCCUGCCACUACUUUGUCCCAAAGGGAAAUCCUUACUUUGACGACAAGCCAACGCUUCUACAAGCAGCAGAGCAAGUCUGUAAUAUGCCCAAAGACGCCCUCGUCACCGAGAGAAUCUAUCCAUUACCCCUGAGGACUCGAGACCUCCUGAUCGAGAAUUUCUGUGCAGAGCAGGAUAAAAGCGCCGCCCGCCGUGGCCCGGAAAAUAGAGACUGCCUGGUGCGAGUCUAUCUCGGCUCCAUGUGGGGAGGAAUAGGGCGCAGCUUCUCGCUCCGAAACUUCAGGCUCCAUCUGAACCAGAUGGCCGAUCUUCAGUUGGAUGCCAAAGUCAUAGCUGGACGAAUCGCCACUGCUCUUGCAGUCAUGCAUUGGGCUGCGAAGACCGAUGCUCGGAAUGUGGAAUUCGUUUUGGCAAGUUCCUCGGAAAAGAUUUCAGAAAAUUUUCUUGGUCGGGAGAUUCAAACUUUUGAGCAACCCAUAUAUACUGGACCGCCAUCCAACGUUCACAACGACUUCUUUACUCGAACUGCAGACCUCUGGGUCUUGGAUUUUAACCAGGUGCAGCCCAUUACCAUGGACGAAGCGGGCGUUGCAACGGCUGUUGAAGCCUACAAGUUCAACGACCCGUAUUUCCCACGGCCACUGCGAGAAUCGAGGAUUGAGAAGGUGGUGUGGAAUGAAUUCGUUGAGCAGUAUCUUGGUGCGGCUCAUAUCAUUAUCAGAGAGGAGGAGAAUACAAGAUUGCUGCCACUUCCGGGCAAGUUUAUUAGUGGGCUGAUUGCUCUUGAGCGUCACAAACAGCAGAGGGAUUAG